Messenger RNA from Vitis vinifera (wine grape), 1120 nucleotides. Its product is annotated as ethylene-response factor C3. Lineage: Eukaryota; Viridiplantae; Streptophyta; Magnoliopsida; Vitales; Vitaceae. The transcript has a single exon. Bases 142 to 822 code for a protein of 226 amino acids. Gene Ontology annotation, molecular function: DNA-binding transcription factor activity; DNA binding. Gene Ontology annotation, biological process: regulation of DNA-templated transcription; ethylene-activated signaling pathway. The record is from RefSeq and is a predicted model, not a curated record.
UUUUAAAAUAUUUUUCUUCUAAAUUCUUCCUCUACUUCCUGUAUUUAUAGGGCUGGAUUUUCAAAUGUGGUCGAACCAAACUUUUGGUAACCAGGAAUACCAAGAAGAAGAACCAUAGCAUAGAACAUAGCCUUCAAUUCAAUGGAUUCUUCUUCCUUCUAUCAUCAAUACCAAAGUUCAGAAUUCUCACCUGAAUCCUCAUCGUUCGGUUCAUCGGAGUAUUUCUCGUCCUGGGACGAGCCUCUUUUCCACCACAAUUCACUUCCAUUCAACAUAAAUGACUCGGACGAGAUGAUACUAUUCGAUAUGCUAGCCGAGGGAGCUAGAGACUCGUCGGAGACAGCGUCAUCCGUCGGAGGAGCAGCCAAGGAGGAGGAGGUGACUUCCAAUGCUAAAGAGCCCACACCUAACAAGAAGGAGAAAGAGAAGACGUAUAGGGGUGUCAGGAAGCGGCCAUGGGGGAAGUUCGCGGCGGAGAUAAGGGACUCCACCAGGCAUGGGGUAAGGGUGUGGCUUGGUACAUUUGAUAGUGCCGAGGCUGCGGCUUUAGCAUAUGAUCAAGCAGCAUUUUCCAUGAGGGGGACCAUGGCGGUCCUCAAUUUCCCGGUGGAGCGCGUGGUGGAGUCCCUAAGGGACAUCAAGUACGCCUGCGAGGACGGCGGCUCCCCGGUGGUGGCGCUCAAGAGGAGGCACUCUAUGAGAAGAAAAUCAACUGGUCGGAAAAAUAAAAGCAAGGAGGUAAAGGCACAGAAUGUUGUGGUAUUAGAGAAUUUAGGAGCUGAUUAUUUGGAGCAACUCUUGUGUUCAUCAGAGAACCAUUGAUUCUUCUGGGUCAAUCAUGAAGAUUUCCAUAUUUCCUAAAUUUUUAUAUCUUCUUUCUUUUCUUGGUUCAAUUUUUCUUCUUCUGUGUUUAUGAUAAUCCUCUAGAGUUAAAAGCAUCCCUCUUCUGUUGAGAUGUAAUGAUGGGGUUAGAUCCAUUUCCGAAUUCUUCUUAUUGCUCCCUUAUGCUUUUUUUUUUUUUUUGUCUUUUGUAAAGUCUGAAAAGGAUGGGGACACAAAAGUAUCCUCAUCGAUUCCUGCGGUGUAAAAUAUUUUCAUGGAAUUAGUCGUUUUCUUUUAA